CGUCAUCUGGCGAGGCACAUUUGGGAGGCUUCUGAUUUCACGGUUUCGAUAUUUUCACCAGUGUAGCUUGCGAGGUUUCUGCUUUCCAUAAAGUUUCCUGGUUUUAAUCUCGGGAUAACGUCAGAUCAGCAAAAAUCAUGGCUAAAAUUGGAAUCAAUGGUUUCGGUCGCAUUGGGCGUUUGGUGCUCCGCGCUGCGCUCGACAAGGGCGUUGAUGUUGUGGCUAUCAACGAUCCCUUCAUUGACCUGAGCUAUAUGGUUUACAUGUUCAAGCAUGACUCCACCCACGGACGUUAUGGCAAAGAGGUUAAAGUCGACAAUGGGAAACUGUUCAUCGAUGGAAAGCAGAUCCAAGUAUUUGCCGAGAUGAAGCCGGAAAACAUCAAAUGGGGUGAGGCCGGAGCUCAGUAUGUUGUAGAGUCCACUGGUGUCUUCACUACUAUCGACAAAUGCAAAGUUCAUCUGCAAGGAGGUGCUAAGCGAGUCAUCAUUAGCGCCCCAUCGGCUGAUGCUCCGAUGUUUGUGUGCGGUGUCAAUGAAGACAAAUACGAUCCAGCCACCCAACAGAUUGUCAGUAAUGCUUCGUGCACAACCAACUGUCUCGCUCCCCUGGCUAAGGUCAUCAACGACAAGUUCGGCAUUGUCGAAGGCCUCAUGACGACUGUGCACGCUUUCACUGCCACUCAGAAAGUUGUGGAUGCGCCCAGCGCCAAGCUGUGGCGCGACGGUCGUGGAGCUUUCCAAAACAUCAUCCCCGCUUCCACUGGAGCCGCUAAGGCUGUGGGUAAAGUCAUCCCGGAGCUGAACGGAAAACUGACCGGCAUGGCAUUCCGUGUACCGGUUCCUGAUGUCAGCGUUGUGGACCUGACUGUGCGCCUGAACAAAGAGGCGUCUUAUGAGGAAAUCAGCGCAGCUGUUAAGGAAGCUGCCGAUGGUCCUAUGAAGGGAAUUUUGGGCUGGACUGAUGAAGAGGUCGUGUCAUCGGACUUCCUGACCAGCACCUACAGCAGUGUGUUCGACCACAAGGCCGGUAUUUCUUUGAAUAAGACUUUCGUCAAACUAAUCUCCUGGUACGAUAACGAGUACGGAUACAGCCACCGUGUUAUUGAUUUGAUUCUCAGUAUGCACAAGAAGGAUGGUGGCAAUUGAGAUCGGCGGAUCCUCCAUGUGCCAUUUUAAUCAAAAGCAUGUUUGUUUUGUUUCUUUGGCUGCUGGUGGCUGGAGAUUAGUUGCUAAUCUGUUUCAUUUGGCUAAUUUGCUUGGCUUGUUGAUCCCAGGAGAUGCGUUUAUUGGUGAUUUGGUUAUCGAGUUCUGUGCUCAUUGUGUAGUUGGAGUGGCUUUGCAAAAUUAUAUGUAAUACGCCCUGAUUCAGCCAGAGAAGCCCUAUGUUUCAUAACCCAAACUGGGUUGAGAAGUGAAUAGAUGGUACUUCCGCUGAGUGAUUUGUCUUCUAAACGGUUCAGAAUUAAAGCAUUCUCGUGUG
Messenger RNA from Paramacrobiotus metropolitanus, 1482 nucleotides. Its product is annotated as glyceraldehyde-3-phosphate dehydrogenase 2-like. Gene Ontology annotation, molecular function: oxidoreductase activity, acting on the aldehyde or oxo group of donors, NAD or NADP as acceptor; NADP binding; NAD binding. The record is from RefSeq and is a predicted model, not a curated record. The transcript has 13 exons. Gene Ontology annotation, biological process: glucose metabolic process. NCBI's taxonomy places the organism in Eukaryota, Metazoa, Tardigrada, Eutardigrada, Parachela, Macrobiotidae. Bases 138 to 1148 code for a protein of 336 amino acids.